Molecule: messenger RNA, 5616 nt
Organism: Dermacentor andersoni
Lineage: Eukaryota; Metazoa; Arthropoda; Arachnida; Ixodida; Ixodidae
Cellular component (GO): cytoplasm
Molecular function (GO): glycosyltransferase activity
Source: RefSeq, a predicted model, not a curated record
UUACAGCCGGCACGACAAUGAGUCGAUCGCCCGAGUUCAGGAGCAGUAGUUGCAGAAGUAGAAAAGCUUCAUUACGACACAUUCGUACGACGACUGCCGAUGGCGGUGCGGAGAUCGUCGAGGCUGCUGGUCUUCACGAUACUACUCCUCUGCUGCACUGGUGUUCUGCUGUUCCUAAGAUGCAGAAACAUCUGUGCCACGUGGCUGACGGCGACGGAGUCGAGCGCGGUUUGGAUGACUGAAUCACUUGCUCAGAAGGCUUCACCCGCCACCAACUCGGCCCCGGACCUGAAUUGGACAACCUGUCCAAGCAAGAAUGAACUUCAAUCGGAGCACCACUUCCGCCUUUGGGAUGAAAAACUUGCGCAGGCCCUGCGCUUUUCUGCUCAAGGGCCUCCUAGGACAGAGCAGGAGUCAUGGCACGCUGUAACAGACGACAUCCACAUCUUCUCUGCAUUCCUCGUCACCACGAAAGAAAGCGCAAUCCACAUCACGAGCCUCGUGCGAAGCCACAAGCCAAAAUUAAACAGCACUCCCAUUCAACACCCACCUCUGGUGUGCAUUAUUCGGACAUCCAACAGUACAAUCAGGCGUGAAGCCCGUAUCCAACUAGUCUGGACCUGGCUUAAUCCGAGCUUCAAGAAUGCCCUGAUCCUGUGCCCGCCGCUGAACAGAACGAUUCCCGUCGAUGAAGACAUCCGAGUGGCAGUCGCCAUUCGAGGUUCUCUCAUGAGUUCUUUGCGAUGGCUCCAGCUGCAUCGCCCGCCAGAGAGGGCCGAAGGGAAGUGUUGUGCCGUGUGCGUCAGGCCAUCCUACGGAUCCUCCAUUAGCCUCUGGAAGAUUGUAGAGUUCAUCUCACACUACAGACUCGUGGGAGUGAGUACAUUCUACUUCUACGACCUGCAGAUGUCAUCGGAUGCCAAGCUUCUCCUGGCGUGGCUGCAGUCCGCAGGAGUUGAUGUGACCCUCGUCCCGUUCAAGCUUAUUGCCGACACAGGCGACGUCCAUGCACAUGGCCAGAUGCCAGGUCUAUAUGACUGCAUUUUCCGGUCCAUGUCCAGAAUGGAGUACUACAUCCACGUAGACAUUGACGAGCUCAUGGUUCCGCUACGACAUUCCAGCAUCCCAGCCUUGGUCCAGGAGGUGGAACACGAAGGCAAUGGUUCCGUUGCAAGCUUAGACGUCAGGAGCAGGUACUACUGCUCCGAAUACCCUCUCAACUUGCAAUAUUCGAGCCUGGAGGACCUGCCCCUCCAGACGAGACUGUUCACCUACCACUCUGUGGACUUGCAUCAGCAGGACUUCACGAAGCAUAUUGCUCGCUCCAGGUCGGUCUGUGAGGCAGGUGUUCACAGUGUCGAACAGCACUGCACAGGAUACAAUAAGCUCCUUGUGGACAGUUCGGUAGCCUUCAUUAACCACUACAGACGCUGCUGCGAGUUCACGCAAGCGAGUGCUGUGCACAAGUGGAACAUCUCCCUUUGGAGCAUCAGUCACCUUGCUGUUCACCACUCAUUCAUAGAGCUUUCGGCACAUAUUGAAAGUGAUCCACUAGUAAGGACAAUUAGGAGUCUAAUACCGUAAGAUCAGGGACCCUGUUCAAAUGAGACUUAAAGGGACACUGAGCUUAAAGAGGAUUUAUAAGUUAAAAAAAAAGACAAAACAAAACUAAGGACAGGUGGUGACACUGCAUUAAAGUUCCUGCACAGGCUCCUCACGACGUCAUAGAUUUUUAUGCCGUCUGCUCAGGCCUAGUUCAUUUCAGUUAUUGGUGAAAGUUGACUACACUGUAUUCUUGAGGGCCCAAAGACUAAGCCGCUUCAAAAUACUUUUGCCGAGGCACAACAGUGGCAUUACGUAUGAAAGAAAUAGUCCGAAAUUUGCAACGCUACUCAGAUGUACCGACCCUGUGGUUUCGGCACGAAAUUUAUACAGUUGAACUUUGGCCUUCAAUUUCUCUUCUAAUAACCAGCCUGUUAUCGCGAAUUUUUUUGCAAAUAGAGUUUCGAAACAAAACUUUAUUAGUCUGAACUGAUUUUGGUUGGAAUUUUCUUCCCCUUUAUUUGGUUAUCCCCAAUCAGGUAGAUAUCUGCCGAAGGUUAAUCUUUGAAUUUUAAGCGAUUUAAUGUUACUCUUUAGUAUCUCUUUAAGAGCAUCAGCAAUGCCAACAGAAUAUAACACACAGAAGCUCCUGUUUUAAAUUGUAAAGCUAGCUUUCCUGUGCCGCAGUUUGGCAAGCUAAUGAAAGUCUAGUCAUUUUUGCAACGAGCACACACCGUGCACAGUUGGGUGAACGUGUAAUGCACAGAAGAGUGCUUGCAAACUAGGAAAGGGGUCCAUUCAUAGUAAUUCAAUUAAUGUGUCUAAUAACCAGAGGGCACAGGAAGACGAAUAUCCUAGCAGGCCACAGAAUACGAAUAAAUGUGCGUUUAGAGUUCCACGGCACAAAGGAAGUGUGAUGAAGCCGUGAUGAAAGUGCGAGAUAGACAGAUGCGAGUGCGCAACUUUGCGGAAAAGAGGAAGACUGCAUUGGUAGGGGAAUGUGGCCACUGACUCGUUGUUGGUGUCAGCGACUUUGGUUGCUGUGGCCUCUAUGCUCACAUCGGUCAAGUGUGCUGAGGCCUGUAAGGAAGAUUUAAUGGUGCACAGCAGCAUCUUGCAGCUCAGGCCAAUGACCCCAACAAAGAGUGCCACGACAACCAAUUCAGCACUACAAUGCCAUGUGCUGCAGUCAUCGCAACAACUGUGCAUGUAAGCGAUUGCCAGUUCCAGAACCAGACAUUCGUUAACUAUCUGUACUGCUCAGUUUGGACGAUGAGAACCUGCUCGUGGAUUUUAGUAGCGGAGAAACGACAGCUUAACAUGUCGCACUGGGACCUUCAGCAAACAUAGCCUGACAUCCAAACUAACUUUUAGGAGGUGAGAGCUGUCCUGCACGUUUUGUGAUAUGACAGUCCUUCUUUAUGUGUGUCUUUUACAGUCAUUGUCCAAAAAAGACCUUUUUGUGUUCAAUGGCUUUAGGUUCACACACCCAUUUCUUACAACAGCAGCAUGGGCAUCUCAUCCAGCCUUCUGAACGACACACUUUUCUAUUGCUUUACAAUUUUGAAAUGCUAUAACUUAUAGCAUUUAAUAACAAUGCACAUUUACAUCAACGUGAAACAAAGUGCUAUGACAGCAUUUGUUGGCAUGCGUGACAUGAAAUGUAGAUGCAAGUAGAACAAUGUACAAGCUUCAGUAUAUCCAGAGUCCUUCCAUGUUUUUAUGGUCACGAAACUCCGCCGUCACGCUAUGGGAGAGGUUCAUAUGCUGCCCAAAGGUGCCGCAACGUGGCGCCACUGUGCCACAGAGGGCAUCGUUCGCGUACCGAAACGCGUGCGCAGUGCUAGGCGAGCCGAGUGAUCGGGUGUGUUCUGUGCAUGUGCCGCGUUAUUUUUCGAGUGCUGGGCUGUUUAGUUGAUGUGGCGGGGUGGGACAACGAUGCCGAACACGUGUUGCAAGUAACAGCUGAAGAAGUAGAAUGGUGGUAUCUCUAACAAACCAUUAAAAACAUGCUGUAUUUGUGAUGUGGCUACUUGUGUUCUGAAGCAUAACUGCGAGUCGACUUGUGUUCGUUUGAGAGUUGUUUUGCCAUGUGUUAUGAAAUGCUUAUGCUUUACACUUUCUUGUUUACAGAAACAAUCGAUUAUGCAUUCUGUAUUUAAUGCCAUUCGUUUGGUGGUGUUUGUUCCCUGCCCCCCAAUGCAUCUCUCACGCUUGAUGUUAUUUCUUCAUGCUUAUAUCAGUGUCGUGCUUUUAACAAAUUUGCAUUGUGAAUGGUGGACCAUUCGUGGCCGGACGCCUCUGUGAUGUCUGUAUUUCGCUCCGCUUAUUUUACAUGAUAAAUAAAUGAUCAUGCUUGUAUGUUGUUUUUGCACCAACACGUUUUAUUUCUUUUCUUAAUCGAAUUAUAAAGUUUUUUUCAUUUUUCGACCAUGAUAAGAAUAUCAGGACCGGUGAUUGCAGCAUUUUAACAUAUUGUAAAUAGUUGCGCAUUAAGAACCAAAAUACCUAGUCUCGUAGUUUCUGCGUCGGAACCACGAGCAGCGUGAUUAAGUGCUCGGCUUACUGACGCUCCUAAACGACUGCUUGCUAAGGCAAUUGCCUAAUUACAAUACAGCUAGUUUCAACUGUGCAAGGUCCUAACACAGCUAGUUUCAAGGUCCUAACACUUUACGUUCGCCUUAAUCCGUUGCUAAAAGCCGCACCGAAGACAUUUAGUAGCGAAGUUUGCCUUGCAUUAAUCCUACCUAAAUCUCAUUCAGAAAUGGCAUCGCUUUGCAGAGAAAUCUUAAGCGCACAGGGCAGCUCAAUUUCCUUUUCUUUGUCAUUAAGUAUUCUACGGUAGCAGCCCUUUGCAAUAACAAUUUCAUUCUUUUGAUCUCAUUAUAAUAUACUGCCCACAGUCAGAGUCCUUCUCUGCCACAGUUUAACAGAAAGUGAACAGCUGUGCUCGGCGAACAAUCUGGCGCUAUGCGCAACGGAGAGUUGGCGCUUACUUACGGGUAAGCGGGGGUGCAACAGCCCAUAUGUUUGCAUCUGGUGAUAAGUGGGACUACUAGCGCUUUGUUGCGAAUGCGCGGUGUUUAAUUUUAGGGAAAUAUUAAAAGCGGAGCCCACCGAAGCGUUGAUGCGAACGGCGAUGAUGAAGAAAUCUGGACCGAGACCGCCCGACCGUGUACAGCGGACGCAUUUCGACGGGGGCGAAAUGCAAAACACCCGUUUACUUAAAUUUAGGUGCAUUUUAAAGAAUCCCAGGUGGUGAAAAUUAAUCCUGAGUCCCCCACUACGGCGUGCUUCAUAAUCGUAUCGCGGUUCUGGCUCUUAAAAUCCCAGAUUUUUUUUUUUUUAUUUGUGUCUGAGACCGCCGCAAGGUCCAUGUUAUGAGCGGCUUUCUUUUUUUCGUCCCGGGCGCUCACAUCAUGGCAGAAGACGCGCUCAGGCAGUAAUUUAUACAUAUUCAAUGUUAAAAAUAGUUACGUGAAACUAAAGCGACAGUUGAGGAAGUUGAGAAAGCUAGAAUACCGAGGCUGCCCCACACACAACCACAGCGGUAGCGGCGUUCGCAUGCCCUCAUGGACGGUUGCGCCUCUAGCGGCGGACGCUGGCUCUAUAUGAAACUGAGGUGGCAGUUUCGUGACCAGAAAAAAAAUGGAAGGACUCUGGUAUAUCUUAAUAUUCAGAUUUUGGUUUCUGCAGGAGGUCUUAUGGGUGUUUGUUUACUGUGAAGUUUGGUUAUGUUGUCCUCAAUCAGCAUUACAUCCAAGCAUAAAUUGUAGAUGACGUUGGAAAAGUGCUUAUUUCGAAAUGGAUUUCGAGAUCCCAGCCUUCUGCAGGUGUAGUGGCAAUCGCAGACAAAAAGAGUAAACAUCUUCAGAAAUUAUUUUAUUAUACAGAUGGCACACAUCACAUAUGAAACUGUCCUUUGUCUACUUUUGUAGGCUGUAUUCUAUAGGUGCUUCCUAAAUAUCACUUCUGCUCCCACUUUAUUUCAAGGUAAGCUUGAAGAACAAAUUACAAACUGUAUUUGUUGAUGUAUUUAUAUGCUGCUUCUGCAAAUAAAGCAUUUGGUUGGUA